Molecule: messenger RNA, 1189 nt
Organism: Rubroshorea leprosula
Lineage: Eukaryota; Viridiplantae; Streptophyta; Magnoliopsida; Malvales; Dipterocarpaceae
Source: the annotation of a GenBank genome assembly
AUUGUACAAAAGCAUUCCACCUGGACUGUCAUGCCACUGCUAGAAGUUUGUGUGAUUUUGGGAUUGAGAAUAUGCGGAAGCUAAAGUUUUGCUUAUUGGUGGAAUGUAAUGAAAUCCAAACCAUUAUAAGUGGUGUGGAGUCUAACAAAGAACACACUAAUAUUUUGGAAUAUGGUCCAAACAGUUCUGCAUCUGGAGCUGGGUCAACUACUCUUUGGAGUGAAACCCAAUCCUUUACAAGUGAGAGAGAGUUUGAUGAAGAACAAGAUGAUAUGUUAGAAGAUGAUCCAAACAAUUCUGAAUCUGAAGGUUGGUCAAAUUUUGCUCAACAAGCUGCACUUUUGAAUUUACAAUACUUGCAUAUCUAUUACCUGAAGAACUUGGUGAACAUUUGGAGAACCCCAACCAAUGAUAAGCAGUGUCUACCUUGCUUGAAGUUCCUUAGACUUGAUAUGUGCCCCAAAUUGAGUGUCAUUUUCCAUCCCACUUUGCUUGCUAAUCUUGGCAUGUUGGAAGUGCUAAUUGUAAAAGACUGCCCUGAAGUGACCACUGUAGUAAGCCUAAUGACCAAUGAAUUCAUUGAUCCUCAAGUACUUUAUCUUCCUAGCUUGAAAAGGAUAUCACUACUUUACCUACCAAAACUGGCCAGCAUUUCUAGCGGAGUUCAAAUUGCACCGAAUCUAGAAAAAAUAGGCUUUUACAAUUGCCCAAAGCUUGAGAGUCUUUCUACAGGGGAAAUGUCAAGCAGAGGAUUGGAAGUCAUCAGAGGAGAAAGUAAGUGGUGGGAAGCAUUGAAGUGGAACGAAUCAGAGUGGGGGAAUCGGCUUGAUUAUCUCCAGAGCAUUUUUUGCCCAAUUACAAGGGAGAAAGAUGUGAUGACACAAAUGGAAGAGAUUAGUAGAAUUCCCUCAAGAGAUCAAACAAGAAUGGUUAUUUAAUGGCUUGGCUCUUGGACGGUACUAUGAAUCUAGGAACCAGCAUACCAGAUGCAAAGACAUCGCCCUGUGCAUAUUACUCAGAUUCUAAUGAAGUGGCAGAGGCAUUGCUGAGAUUUAAGCCUUCCAAUUCGGCUGCAAGUUUGUUCUGAAAAGCUAUAUUGUGUCUUUGGAAUUUAUGUGAUACAGAAUUACUAAUCUCUAUCUUAGACAUAUUUCUAUUAGAUGUUUCUUAAUAAUGAUUCACAAGAUUG